AUGGCGAAGGAGGAGGAGAAGAGCAAGACGCAAGACAAGGGCAAGGGAAAGGUGGAUGAUGCCAAACAAGUCAACGGCGUCAACGGCACAGCAGAGAAGGAUGGGAAGGAUGGCAAAGAUGGGAAGGACAGCAAGAAAGAUGGCGACCUCGAGCCAGAGGAGUUGAACGAGGAGGAUCAGAAGCUCAAGGAUGAGCUAGACAUGCUGGUCGAACGACUAACAGAAGACGAUGCGUCGCUCUAUAAGUCGGCGUUGGAGGCGAUCAAGACCAGCAUCAAGACCAGCACUAGCUCCAUGACCGCCGUGCCCAAACCUCUCAAGUUCUUACGGCCGCACUACGCAAAGCUCUGCGAGACAUACGAGAAGUGGCCAGCGGGGGAGAACAAGGAUUCGCUGGCAGACACGCUGUCGGUGCUCGGGAUGACAUACUCUGAUGACGAGGACAGGCGAGAUACGCUCAAGUACCGGCUGCUUGCGCCAGGGACUGACAUCGGAUCUUGGGGUCACGAGUACAUGCGGCAUCUUGCGCUCGAGAUAGGCGAAGAGCGAGAGAAGCGACUGGAUGAGGAGAAGGAGACCGACGAUCUCACCCAACUCACCCUCUCGCUCGUACCCUUCUUCCUUUCGCACAACGCCGAAGCAGAUGCAGUCGACAUUCUUUCCGAGCUCGAAAUGAUCGAAUCGAUUAAGGACCAUCUUGAUGAGAACACAUACGGGCGAGUAUGUUUGUACAUGGGCUCGAUGGUUCCUCUCCUCACCUACCCCGACAACGAUCGCUUCCUCCGCACCGCGCACGACAUCUACCUGCAGUACAACCAGCUCACCCAAGCUAUGUCCCUCGCCAUCAGACUCAACGACAUGGAGCUGAUCAAGUCGGACUUCUCAUCCACCUCCGACAAGGCCAUCAAGCGCCAGUUAGCCUUCAUCCUCGGACGGCAACGGAUAUGCCUUGAGCUCGAAGGCGAAGAUGCGGAGGACCAAGAGCUGCAGGACUGCUUGAACAACACGAAGCUACCCGAGCACUUCAAAUCCCUUGCGAAAGAGCUCAAUGUGCUGGACCCGAAGGUGCCCGAAGACAUCUACAAAUCCCACCUCGAAUCGUCAAGAACCGCCGGCCUCACAAACACUGACUCCGCUCGUCACAAUCUCGCCUCUGCAUUUGUCAAUGCCUUCGUCAACGCUGGGUUUGGUCAAGACAAGCUGAUGAUGGUGGAGGGUGGUGUUAAGCAGAGCUGGACCUGGAAGGUGAAAGAUGACGGCAUGAUGUCCACGGCUGCUUCAGCAGGUAUGUUGUUGCUGUGGGACGUCGAAAUGGGUCUGGACAAAGUCGAUUCAUACACCUACGUGCCCGAGAACGAGGUCAAGGCCGGUGCUGCGCUGGCAAUGGGUAUCAUGAACAGCGGCGUGCGGCUGGACAGCGACCCUACCCUGGCUUUGCUUAGUGACUUUGAAGACAAGCCUGUACAAGUCAAGGUCGCAAGCAUCAUGGGUCUCGGGCUCGCAUACGCUGGAUCAAACAAGGAGGAGCUUCUCGAGACCCUUCUACCACUUGUCACGGACACAAGCCUCGAAAUGCAGAUCUCCGCAAUGGCCGCACUAUCUCUUGGUCUCAUCUUCGUCGGAUCGGCGCAGAGUGACGUUUCCGAAGCCAUCAUCCAGACUUUCCUCGACGAAGAUCGGGAAAAGCAGCUUAAGGACAAGUGGACGCGCUUCAUGACCCUCGGCCUGGCGUUGCUGUACUUCCACCAGCAAGAGGAAGUCGACGUCGUGCUGGAGACCUUGAAAGCAAUCGAGCAUCCCAUGUCCAAGCCCGCCUCUGUGCUGGCCGAGAUCUGCGCAUGGGCUGGCACGGGCACAGUGUUGAAGCUCCAGCAACUCCUCCAUAUCUGCAACGACCACAUUGAAGAAAAGGAAGACGAGAAAGAUGACAAGAAGGAAGAGGGUGAGAACGGCGCCACCGAGAAGCGCGACGUUGAAGGCGACCAGCUCGUUCAAGCCUACGCCGUCAUGGGUCUGUCUCUCGUCGCCAUGGGCGAGGAUGUCGGACAGGAAAUGGUCCUCCGCCAAUUCGGCCACCUGAUGCACUACGGCGAAGCCAACAUCCGCAAGGCAGUACCUCUGGCGAUGGGUCUCAUCAGCCCUUCGAACCCGCAGAUGAAAGUCUACGACACCCUCUCCCGCUACUCCCACGACAACGACAUCGACGUCGCUGUCAACGCCAUCUUCGCCAUGGGUAUGCUAGGCGCCGGCACCAAUAAUGCGCGUCUGGCCCAGCUUCUCCGCCAGCUCGCAUCGUACUACCACCGCGACCCCUCUGCGCUCUUCAUGGUGCGUAUUGCGCAGGGUCUGUUGCACAUGGGCAAGGGCACGCUCACGCUCAGCCCGUUCCACACCGACCGCGGCGUACUGUCGCGUGUGGCUGCUGCCGGUUUGCUUGUUGUCACCAUGUCACUCAUCGACAACCCGAAGGCUUUCGUGCUCGGAGACCACCACUACUUGCUCUACUACCUCGUCACAGCAAUGCACCCGCGCUUCCUGGUGACAUUGGAUGAGGACCUCAAGCCUGUGCAGGUCAAUGUCAGAGUUGGUCAAGCAGUCGACGUGGUUGGCCAAGCAGGUCGGCCGAAGACUAUCACCGGAUGGCAGACUCAGAGCACGCCGGUGUUGCUUGGUCAUGGAGAGCGUGCGGAGUUGGAGGACGAGGAAUGGAUCUGCUUGGCGAAUGUCAUGGAGGGUGUUUGUAUACUGCGGAAGAACCCCGACUGGGAAGCCCCGUAA
Saxophila tyrrhenica is the source of this 2778-nucleotide messenger RNA. It is a transcript of the gene RPN1, whose product is annotated as proteasome regulatory particle base subunit. Gene Ontology annotation, cellular component: proteasome regulatory particle, base subcomplex; proteasome storage granule; nucleus. Gene Ontology annotation, molecular function: enzyme regulator activity. The transcript has 2 exons. Lineage: Eukaryota; Fungi; Ascomycota; Dothideomycetes; Mycosphaerellales; Extremaceae. Bases 1 to 2778 code for a protein of 925 amino acids. Gene Ontology annotation, biological process: regulation of protein catabolic process; proteasome-mediated ubiquitin-dependent protein catabolic process. The record is from RefSeq and is a predicted model, not a curated record.